Durusdinium trenchii is the source of this 1946-nucleotide messenger RNA. NCBI's taxonomy places the organism in Eukaryota, Dinophyceae, Suessiales, Symbiodiniaceae. The record is from the annotation of a GenBank genome assembly.
CUAUGAGAUAGCUACACACGGAACCUUUUGGGCUCAAUCAGGCGUUGUCCUAGAGUGAGCAAAGCUACCAAAAGAAGCUUUUCGAAGCUUGAUACUGUGAGCGCUACAGCUUUUUUUGCUAAGACAUGGUCGCAACCGUGAAGUUCGUGUGCGACGACGGGGAGAUCUUCCGGGGACAGCUCGAAGAGCCCAGCUUUGAGGCGAUCGUGGACCUCGUGACCACCUGUCGUCCUGAUGUGAAGGGUGACGUUCUGCGAGAGGGUCCUUUCGGCUGUGCGAAGUAUGCCAUGACCUAUGCGGACGAGGAAGGUGACCUUUGUAUCUUGGCCCCUGCGACCUUUCCGGACUUUCUGUCCUUGCACCAGAAGACGCAGAGCCGGAUGCUGAAGUUUACCCUCAAGCUGCCCGCCAAAGCCGAUGGUCCAGCGAACAGGAGCAGCACUAGAAGUGCACCAAAGAUGGAAUCCCGGUCUGGCGAGCUCAGCAUGAACGCCAAGCAGGACUGUGAGGAGAGCCGGGCCAAGGGCAAGGGCAAAGGGGGCAAGGGCAAGCAUUGGAAAGGCACGGAGCAGCAAGAUCCUGCUUCCACUCAGCCAAAGCAGGACACGAGUGAUGCUGCAAAUGGAGAACAUGCCGGAGCACGGGGCCCCAAACCCUGUGGUCCAUGGAGACUGAAAGGACUCUUGCGUACAUUGCGAAUGCUCAAGGAGUCUGGCGUCCUGACCGCAGCAAAGCUUCCCAGCUUCACUGUGGUGUGGCUUCCAUUCCUUGCGAAAAUUGCAGCUCUGCAGGUGGAGAAGAUCAACAAGAUGGCGAAAGAUGGGCUGGACCCAUGCUUUCAAAAGAUGUUGGAGAUCAUUCAGGAACAGGCUGCGAAGACUCCAGGACUGGAACACCAUGCGGCCGUCAUCACACAGGCUCUGAGUGGUGACAAUGACCAGAGGCGCUUGGGCGAAGCUCUUCUUGAACUGCUGAAAGCUCUGGAUAAGCUUGGCCUGGAGGUGCAAUCAUGCUUCUCCGAAGCUGUAGCCCCUUCUUUGCUGCCAAUACUGGAGGAGGUGACGGAGUGGCCCAUGGCACGAAAGGGCGCGAAGGGCAAGGACAAGCGCCACCAAAAUCCUGCAUCUACAGCGAAACAGCAGGACCUGGGUGAUGCAGAUGCAGGAUGUGGACCAGGCGGAAAUGGCUUUGGCCGAUGGCGACUGCCGGGAUUCCUCCGCACCAUGCGUAUGUUGAAGGACACUGGCAUCCUAGCAGCAAUGUUUCCCUGCCUGGCUGUGCAAUCGCUUCCAUUCCUUAUUCACAUUGCAGCUCAGAAGGUGAAGAAGAUCAAUGGCAAAGCGAAAGAAGGGCUGGACCCAAACUUUCAAAAGAUGCUGGAGAUCGUUCAGGAGCAGGCUGCGAAGACUCCAGGCUCUGAGUGGUGACAAUGACCAGAGGCGCUUGGGCGAAGCUGUUCUUGAACUGCUGAAAGCUCUGGAUAAGCUUGGCCUGCAGGCGCAAUCAUUCGCUGAAGCGGUGGCCUCGUCGUUGCUGCCAGUGUUGGAGGAGAUGAUUACGGAGUGGCCAAUGGCACGAAAGGGCAAGGGACAGGGCAAGCACAAGCACUGCAAGGGCGAGCCCGUCAGCCAAUGUGGACCAGUGGACGUGCCACCCAUUGCACCUGCGUCUCAAGGUCACCUUCCAGCCAAGGAGGAGAGCUGGUCAGGGAAGAGCGGAAAGUGCAAGGGAAAGGGCAAGCUGCAGGAGGCUGCCCUGAGGCGGUUUGUUUAGCACCUUGCUAUAGCACGAAGGCUUUGCAUCGCUGUGCUGCUGGUGCCAAUUGGUACAGAUUUGGCCAGCCCACCUUCAAGGAAGGCUUCGCUUUCAGGCCCUGACAUGUUCUGUUUAAGACGGUUCAGGGAUUUGUGAUCAUGUUCUCUCGCGAGAAUGACAUCAUUUGUGAG